Molecule: messenger RNA, 2472 nt
Organism: Cynocephalus volans (Philippine flying lemur)
Lineage: Eukaryota; Metazoa; Chordata; Mammalia; Dermoptera; Cynocephalidae
Gene: ZNF487
Product: zinc finger protein 487
Exons: 6
Coding region: 309-2237 (642 amino acids)
Biological process (GO): regulation of DNA-templated transcription
Source: RefSeq, a predicted model, not a curated record
GCCAAGCUUCAGGGGAGCGAGCUCCACCUCCCUGGUUCUCUACAGAUUUCCUAGAGCAGCAGAAAAUAAGCCGAUCUCAGGUGCCAUAGUAAGUCGUCCUUCCGCGACUCCCGGAAAUCAGUGCGGCCUGCUGCGUGUAAGCGCUCGUCAGGGGAAGCAGACCAUUUGUGCCAAAGGAGACCGAAACAGCCUGGUCCCCUAGACCCCUUUCUGAUGGUCCCGCUUGAUCCAGGCGUCAAACCUGGGAUAUCUGUAAGAAAGAAUAGACUGUAUCACGCUCAGAUAGUGUCCUUAAAGAUUGUGUAUAAAUGGGGUCAGUGUCAUUUGGGGACGUGGCUGUGGACUUCACCCAGGAGCAGUGGUGGUACCCGGACACUUCUCAGAGGACCCUGUACAGGGAUGUGAUGCUGGAGAGCUACAGCCACCUCGUCUCAGUGGGGUAUUGCAUUACCAAACCGGAGGUGAUUUUCAGGUUGGAGCAAGGAGAGGAGCCACUCAUGUUAGAGGAAGAGCCCCCAAGCCAGCGACAUCCAGAAUUCUGGAAUAUUGAUGUCCUGAUGGAGAAGAGCCAGGAAAACCAAGACCAGCAUUUGUGGAAUGUGGAUUUUGUCAACAAAAAAACACUGACUAAGGAGAGAAAUGGUGUAUUAGGAAAAACAUUUAAUGUGGGUACAAACCCUGUUCUAUCAAGAAAAAUAACUGGUAACCGUGAUUCAUAUGGAAUGAGUUUGAAUUACAUUUCAGAAUUAAUUAUUAGUAAUAGAAACUCUUGUUUAAGGAAGCCCAAUGUGUUCAGUGCACAUGAGAAAUUGCUCCUCUGUACGAGGCAUGAGCAUCCUCAUUCCAGAGAGGAACCUUUUCAAUAUAAUAGAAAUUGGAAAGCCAUUGGUCAAAAUGAGGACAUACAUCAGCAUCAGGAUAUUCAAACUCUAAAGCAAUUUUUUGAAUGUAAUGAAUGCGGGGAAGCUUUCCAGGAGGAGGCAGCCUUCAUUACCCAUAAGAAAGCAUGCUCAUGGGAGAAGGACUGUGAAUAUAAUGAACAUGUGAAAACCUUUUCUGAUGAUUCGAACCUUCUUGUCCAUCAGAGAACUCACACAAGGGAGAAUCACUGUGAAUGUAAUGACUGUGGGAGGAGGACUGUUGAUGAGAAGCCAACUCUAAAUAAGCACCACAAAGUUAUCUGGGGGAAGGAAUACUAUGGGUGUAAUGAGAGGGAGAAUGGUUUUGGGAAGAAGUCACUCCUCAUUCAUACUCAGCAAACUUAUAAAGGGGAGAAAAACUUUGACUGUAAUGGAGAUUGGGAAGUAUUUUGCAAGAAGCCAAAUUUCACUCAGCAUCAGGAAACACAUAUAGGAAACAAAGCUUAUAAAAUUAAUCAAUAUGCUAGUGCACUUUGCAAUGAGCCAAAGCUCCCUGUAUGUCAGAAAACAGAUAUAGGAGAAAAACUCUAUGAAUGUAGUGAAUGUGGGAAAACCUUCAGCCAUAAAUCCUCUCUCAUCCUACAUCAUAGGAUACACAGAGGGGAAAAACCUUAUGAAUGUACUAAAUGUGGGAAAGCCUUCAGAUACAGGUCAGGCCUUGCAGUACAUCAGAGAACACACACAGGGGAGAAACCCUAUGAAUGUAGUGAAUGUGGAAAAAAUUUCUGUGAGAAGUCAAAUUUUCGUGUGCAUCAGAGAACACACACAGGGGAGAAACCCUAUGCAUGUAAUGAAUGUCAGAAAACCUUCAGUGAUAGGUCAGCUCUCACUGUACAUCAGAGAAUACAUACUGGGGAGAAACCCUAUGAGUGUAAGGAAUGUAGGAAAACCUUCUCCCAGAAGCCAAACUUCAUUAAUCAUCAGAGAACUCAUACAGGAGAGAAACCCUAUGAAUGUAGUGAAUGUGGAAAAUCCUUCUCAGUGAAGUCAAAACUUAGAGAACAUCAGAGAACUCACACAGGAGAGAAACCCUAUGAGUGUAAUGAGUGUGAGAAAACUUUCUACCACAAGUCAUCCCUCACAGUACAUCAGAGAACCCAUACGGGGGAGAAACCCUAUGAAUGUACUGAAUGUGGGAAAACCUUCUACCAGAAGUCAUCUCUCACAACACAUCAGAGAACACACACUAGAGAGAAACUUUAUGCAUAUAAUGAAAACUUUCACCAGAAUUCUGACUCCCCUAAACAUCAGAGACAACACACAGGAAAACCCUGUCAACAUCCUGAAGACUCAGCAACUUUCACCCUCAUUGUAUAGCAGAAACAACCCAGGGUGAGGUUGGGGGACCCAAUAAAUAUGAGAAGUCUUUUGCCCAAAAGUGACUUUUAUUGAACAUCAACUAAUUGAUAUUUGAAAACCUUAUUAAUAUUUUGAAGAUGUUACAGUGUCAACAAAAGUUUAAACUACACCCUAUAUUGGUGAGUUUGUACUGAAUAGAACUGUAUCAUUUUGGGACUUGUGAAUUUAAAAUUUUAUCUUAAAAUAUAGUAGA